CCGCCCAGGGGGAGGUGCGUUUCCCGGCUCCGGAUAGGUCGACAUGUCUAACAACCUCCGAGACAAGUCUAACAACCGCGGUGCACUUGUCAUUUCCGGGUAAGAUGGCCGCAGUGCGAGUGCUGGGAACCUGGAGCCGGAAUGCUGGGCGGCUGAUUUGUGUUCGCUACUUUCAAACCUGUAGUAAUGUUCAUGUUUUGAAGCCAAAAUAUGUGUGUUUCUUUGGUUAUCCUUCAUUCAAGUAUAGUCAUCCACAUCAGUUGCUGAAAACAACUGCUGCUCUGCAGGGACAAGUUGUUCAAUUCAAACUCUCAGACAUUGGAGAAGGGAUUAGAGAAGUAACUAUUAAAGAAUGGUAUGUAAAAGAAGGAGAUACAGUGUCUCAGUUUGAUAGCAUCUGUGAAGUUCAAAGUGAUAAAGCUUCUGUUACUAUCACUAGUCGUUAUGAUGGAGUCAUUAAAAAACUGUAUUAUAAUCUAGACGAUAUUGCCUAUGUGGGAAAGCCAUUAGUAGACAUAGAAACGGAAGCUUUAAAAGAUUCAGAAGAAGAUGUUGUUGAAACUCCUGCUGUGUCCCAUGAUGAACACACACACCAAGAGAUAAAGGGCCAGAAAACACUGGCCACCCCUGCAGUUCGCCGCCUAGCAAUGGAAAACAAUAUUAAGCUGAGUGAAGUUGUUGGCUCAGGAAAAGAUGGCAGAAUACUUAAAGAAGAUAUUCUCAACUAUUUGGAAAAGCAGACUGGAGCUAUAUUACCUCCUUCACCAAAAGCUGAAAUCGUGCCACCUCCACCGAAACCAAAAGACAGAACUAUUCCCAUACCAAUAUCAAAGCCUCCAGUAUUCACAGGCAAAGACAAAACAGAACCCAUAAAAGGCUUUCAUAAAGCAAUGGUCAAGACCAUGUCUAUAGCCCUGAAGAUACCUCACUUUGGGUAUUGUGAUGAGGUUGACCUUACUGAACUGGUUAAGUUACGAGAAGAAUUAAAACCCAUUGCUUUUGCCCGUGGAAUUAAACUCUCCUUUUUGCCCUUUUUCUUAAAGGCUGCUUCCUUGGGACUACUACAGUUUCCUAUCCUUAAUGCUUCUGUGGAUGAAAACUGCCAGAACAUAACAUAUAAGGCUUCUCACAACAUUGGGAUAGCAAUGGAUACUGAGCAGGGGUUGAUUGUCCCUAAUGUGAAAAACGUUCAGAUCUGCUCUAUAUUUGAGAUCGCCACUGAGUUGAACCGCCUUCAGAAAUUGGGCUCUGCAGGUCAGCUCAGUACCACUGACCUUACAGGAGGAACAUUUACCCUUUCCAACAUCGGAUCAAUUGGUGGGACCUAUGCCAAACCAGUGAUACUGCCACCCGAAGUAGCAAUUGGGGCUCUCGGAUCCAUCAAGGUCCUUCCCCGAUUUAACGAGAAAGGAGAAGUGUUUAAGGCACAGAUAAUGAACGUGAGCUGGUCAGCUGAUCACAGAAUUAUCGAUGGUGCUACAAUGUCACGCUUCUCUAAUUUGUGGAAAUCCUACUUAGAGAACCCAGCUUUUAUGCUCCUAGAUCUGAAAUGAAGAGUAUAAGACAUCACUGAACUUUUUCAGCGUCCAAAGAACAUGUAGAGCCUUGCUGCACAGCACACGUUCUUCAUUACAAUUUGUAUUAUAAAUGAUUUGUAUUGUGUGAUUCAGGUUCCCAGGCACAAUAUUUAUCUCUGUUCUGUUAGACAUUUUACAGAAAAUGAAUAACGGUAUAAUAGUUCUCCCAGGGCUGUCACAUUUUGUAGGUCAUAGUGUGACUUCUUACUAUGGUGCUGAGGUCUUUGUGUCCAUGGACUGAAACUAGGAAGAACAACGAAAUUAACGUUACUAAAAGACAGAUUGCAAUAUCUGGUAUUUACCCUAUUUUUUUUUUCUUUUCCUCUUUUAAUUUUAGAUUGCCCCUUAAUGAAACUUUUCAAUUACACUUAGUUGGGAAAUGGAAUUUACACACAAAAGUAUCUUUCAUUUCCCCACAAUAAUGCUAACUGUUGUAUAAAAAAGUGCAAUUAUACUUAAACUUUUAAGAUAUCCACGGUUAUGUUGCUUUGUAGAGAUUAUCUGUAAAUGUCUUGUUUAUAUAAACUAAUAUCUUUUAAAAGAGAAAAUUAUAAGCUAAUCUUAAAAAUGCCCAAUUAUAGGGGUGCUUGGCUGGCUCAGUCAGAAAAGCAUGUGACUCCUGAUCUUGAGGUCAUGAGUUUAAGCCCCACCUUGGGCAUAGAGCUUAUUUAAAAAAAAAAAAAAAAAAAAUCCCAGUUAUAGUUUUAUAACCAGUAAGGCUAUCAAAAGUGUUUGCUUAAAAUGAAUAUUCUUUUAGAAUUGGUAACUUUUUGGUGUGUUGUUAGGAAAAAAACCACCUCUGCACACUUGCCUCAUGUAAGAGAAGUGCUUUAAAUGUAGCAGCCGCUGACAUUGUCUUACAUUUAGAAGUCCAUUGCCUUUUAACUAUUUUUUAUCUUUCUUGUCUUCAGCUAAAACAUAGAAUAGAAUAAGAAAUUAAGAUGUAUUCCAUUCUCCAUAUCCUAAGAUGGAAUGUGCAUAACAAGAGAGAGAAGAGUCUCAUGAGUAAUUAUGGACAUUAAAAUAAUGAAUCUCAUACAGAAAUGAAAGUAUCAUAAUGAUCAUUUUGUAAGAGGCCCACUUUAAUCAGAAAUAGCAUCAAGGUGAAUAUAAUCCAAUGUUUUGAUUUGCAUUCAGAAAUCCAGUUUGCUUCUAAUGUUUUCUAAUUGAUUACUAUAUGUUCAAGUGAAAUUUUGUGAGAAAAAAAGUUGUUUUAAAUCUGCUUGAUUUUUUUCAAAAUGAAAAUGACCUGUAGAUUAGAAAAUAAUGGAUCAAAUGAAUGUUAUUAUUUUUUAAAUUUAGGUAGUACAAAGAGUCAAAAAGAAAAUAAAAUCAUCCAUGAUCAUACCACUAUUAACAUUUUGAUCAAGGUAUCUGUAUACAUAGCUAUUCUUUUUAUAAAAAUGAGAUCAUGCUUUAUCUACUAUUUUAUAAUUUGAUUUUUUAAUUUAACAUUAUAUCACAAGUAACUUGACAUGUCAAUAAACGAUUCUACAUUAUCAUA
Molecule: messenger RNA, 3081 nt
Organism: Felis catus (domestic cat)
Lineage: Eukaryota; Metazoa; Chordata; Mammalia; Carnivora; Felidae
Gene: DBT
Product: dihydrolipoamide branched chain transacylase E2
Exons: 11
Coding region: 105-1553 (482 amino acids)
Cellular component (GO): mitochondrion; cytoplasm
Molecular function (GO): acetyltransferase activity; lipoic acid binding
Source: RefSeq, a predicted model, not a curated record